AUUAGAGAACUGCUCUUGCUGAAAUUAUGAUAGUUAAGAUUCCUAAGAACUUGACAAUGCUCCCCUGGCUUGCAGGAAAUUAUACUUAUUAUAGCAUCACCAAGUUUAGAAAUCAUCACUAAUUUUCACCCUCUGUUGUCUCUUCAUAUUCUUCUUCCUUUUCCUAAAUGAAAUUAUAUUAUUUCAACUACUAAAACUUCCCGCCACCCUGCUAUUUCUCUUCCAAUUACUGUUCAAACAUUUUUGGUGAGUGCUGCUUUUAGAAGUAUGUGAUGUCACAUAUUUCAGUGACAGCUGAUGUUAUCAGAAAAAUCCUGUGUUACCCUGUGUAUUUACUAGUCCUCAUGAUCUAGACUUAACCCCUUUUCUGUGUUACAGAGUAACUUCACAUAAAAGCAGAUACCUUUAAGUUUGUGUAGACUUUUGAAUAAGAUGAUAGACGAGAAUUUUUUUUAAAAAAGGAAUUUAAAGGAAUCUUGUGCAACUUCUGUUGAUAACUCUUAAUUUUGUUAUACAGUCUUUUUAAUAAGGAUUGGUAGGGCAAUCCUACCAAUUGAUGGGGGUGAGGAGACUGUUGGGCCCUUAUUCUCUUAUGAAAAUCUGUUUCUACAAGGACUAGGCCUAAGUAGAUUUAGGCAACGGGUAUCAUAUCCAUGAAAAAUGUCAUUUUAAGACACUAAUAUCAACAGUAUAUCUCAGUGUGUGAGAUAUAUAAAUACACACACACAUACACCCCAUGUGCUUUUUUGUUGGUUUAGUGUAAACUGAGUACCACUUUAUAUUUUCUCUUCCAUAAUGAGAUGUAUGCAGUAUGUGGCCAUGUUUACUAACAUACUCAUUCUUCACAAAAUUCUGAGAUUAUAAAAUGUAUAUAGUUAAUAUUUGUGUGAGCUUGUGACCUGACUUCUAAGAGCUACUUCUAACACAGCCUUAGGUCUUCAAUUAACAAAGUAGGAAGUUGAGCACAACCUUGUCUGCAGCCAUUUUAAAUAUCCACUUAGCCCUGUGUAGUUGGUAGGUGGACACCACUUUCAUAAGUGAACUUGAGCUCACUACUCAAUUUUGCAGCUUAAUAUGCUGACUAGGGACAUUCCCCUAUGGAUUAUCUUUAUAUCACUGUCUUUCUAAGCCCAGAGAUGUCAUAAGUGACAAGAAAAGUGAUAGGAUCAAGAAAUGGGUGUCACUGCUUCAUUUGGAACAUGUUAUUAACUAUGGUCUCUUUCAAAUAAAAUAGUAGUUUUAUAUUUCAACACAAGUUGCUAUAAGCAGUCCUUGAUGUGUUUUUGAUUGCAUCAGCUGGAAAGCCUCAAAUCUAAGAGGGCUUCCCAUCCUAGAUAUAAAAUAGGUGUUGCCUAUUGCUGUGCUUAUAAAAUGAAAAAGGAAGUUGAGGACACUUUUGCAAAUGCCAGAAUGUAAGAUUCAUUCAGUGUGCUCCCUGGGCCUUUAUGGCAUGGGUUGACAGGAUUUGUUUAUUUUCUAAAAUUAGCUUCAUUCAAUAUUUAUCAUCCUCCUUUCCCUCUCUGAGAAUGAACUAUGUAUAAAACAAGCUUCUGCCUAUUUGCAUUUAUCCUCCAAACCCAAUCUAGUAGGAUGUUCUCAUUUUAAAAAUGAGGGGAAAAGACCAGAGUUUUUCAGGAGAAAACUGGAGGAAAAUGGGCACAAAAACUCAGAAGGCAGCUAUUCCCAGCAGCUUCCUAGUUAACAACCCCCAUGCUGCCUCCAGUCUUUGUCUGUAUUCUUCUGUAUUUAACCUUCAGAUUGUAAGCCUUUUCUGGCAAGCUUUUCUUCUUUUUUUAAACUCUUUUCCUGAAACUUUUUAUGAAUGGCUAUGGCACCAUUAAUGCUGCUGAAUAUCUUUAAACUCUGCACAGGCAAGUGUGUAGCUUAAGGCCACUACUGGUAAGGAAACCAAGUGUGUCCUCUGUGCCUUUUUUCUUUCUGUGAAGUAAUUUAAGAAUAUCCAAAAAAAUUAGACUUUAAAAAGUUAUCUUGGUACAACACCGUGUGUAUAUACACUUGGAAGCUUAAAAAGGUGUUUUGUCUGGACCUUAGAAGCAGCUCUAAAUCUAGUAGAGCAGACUUUCUAACAUACCUAGUUUCGUGUAUUGGCUUUGCUGGAGUAUGAUAGCAAAAUGAAGACUCUACUCAGCUCUGGUAUUGCUCAUAACUUACCAAGAGGCUAAUACUAAACUUGGAAAAUUGUUUAAGUAUGUUUUAUCAAGCAGUCUGGGUUUUGUUUUUUAAUAUACUUUUUAAUGGAUAUGUGAAAACUGAAGGAAACGUUAAAGGUUUUUUAAUGGUGCAAGUGAAGGUGCCAGUUGCUAUUAGAUAUCACACUCUACAAAAGCUUCAUUACUUUAUUUGAUGGUGGUUGCUAAGCAGCCAUUGCACAGAGCAUAAGUCUACUGGGUGCCUUUACAUGCCAGAGGCUGGUGCUGCACUGUUGAUGUCAUGUGAGGAAAUAAUGCACAUGCUCUAACUGCUCAACAGGAAAUGAACCUAGAAACAGAAAAUGAAAAGGUUGAUUGAAAUAAAACUUGAUCAACGCGACUGUAUUUUGAAACAUUCCAGGAAGGUUACUUCUUGUCAAACUUGCCUGGCAGUGUUUGUUCAAAACUUGUAUUUAAUAAAUGAACAUCUGACUUACAACCUUUGUUAUCACUUUAUUCCAGUAUUAAAAGCUAGUGGCAGUUUCAGAAAUCCCCCUGAAAACUUAGAGGAUUCUGACGUUUCACUUUUUUUUUAGGUAAGUAACAUCAAAUAUGUGUGACCUGGCUGACCCAGCCUGCCUUACCAGGCCUCUGGAGGGGACCCUGGGGUUACCCUCAGGAGAUGAAUCUCACAGUAUGGUUUUCCUAACCAGCUCUCUUUUGGCUUCACUGUUUUUCUUUAUCUGGCCUGAACCCCAGGUCUUUGUAAUCAGUUGCUGUUAUCUUCCCCUUUCUUGCUCCUUGUUUCCAUACCCCUGCCAUGCAAGACGUCAGCCUAGAUUAACUCAGCCAUUCCCCUCUGCUGUAAUAUCCAAACUGCAGACCAUUGUUGGAGGAAAAACACAAUUUUUAGAAUGGUACAACCACAAACUUAUCUCUAACGUUGCCCAACAACCCUUCUGUGUGUCCUUCAGCUAUUCCAAACUUUGGCUUCCUUUCUCAAAUUCCUUCCCAUUCCCCCCUCCCAUUUACCCCUCACAAUCCGAUGACUUUGCCUUCAUUUUGCUGGGAAGAUAAAGACUUCAGAGACUGUGAAGACUUUCAGACCUCUCUCCCAUAAUCACAUCUGUGGAAAAGGCCCCAUAGAUCCCUGGCUAGUUCUCUUUUCCUGCCUCAUCAGGGCUUUUGUCAAUAUCCCUUUUUAUCAGGCAGGAUGGCCUGUGCCUGUAAUCCCAGAGCUAAGCAAGAGGCUGAAGUGGGAUGAUCUCUUGAGGCCAGGAGUUUCAGACCAGCCUGGGCAAUGUGGCAAGACCCCGUCUCUAAAUAAAUAAAUGACUGCCUCUUCUCUGUCUUCAAUUUCUCCCGAGUUCCACAUCCCCCUUUGGUUUUCUGACUUGUAAUCCUUUACAGCCAUAUUUCUUCACCGUUCACCCUGGAUCCUAUCCUAAUUUUUUGAAAAGGCGCUAAUGAGUUAAAGAUUGCCAUAUUGCUAAAUUAACUUUCCCAUCCUUAAUUUGACUUUUCUGCAGUAUCUAGGGCAGCAGAAUCACUCCUUCAUUGAAAAGUUCUUAGUUCCUUGAUAACACUUCUAAUUUUUCUUUCCAUCUCUCUAACCAUUCCAAAAAUCGGAGAUUUACUUCUGCUCAGACUUCCCCAGGUUACAUUACUUAUAGUUCUGUUCCUCUCAUCAGAUGCCACUUCCCUACAUACAUCUUUUCCUCCUCAUAUUAAACUAUGAAGUUUCAGCCCUCUGUAGUAUACAGCUGUUCUCUUACACAUCGGCUCAAGGAUCUUUUCUAGGAAGUAUGCUGAAAUCAGCACCAUGCCUAAUCUGAUGGAAUGCCCCCUCUCUGAGUAUACAUUGCAACUUCAGAUCUCAACUCUGCCACUUCCAAACUGUGUGGCCAUUUUUCAAGCCCAGUCUCAAUGGGGACAAUGCCUUACAGGCUUUCUUUAAAUUCCAAAAUGCCUGGCAUAGUGUGGGCGUUCAAUACAGGUGAUUUUUUUCCUCACAUCUGCACAGCUCCUUGUGGUUAACUAGGGAAUUAGGGGAAAUGGAUUCCAAUCGUGAUACAGCACUUUGGGGAGAUUGGGAUUACAAAAAAUCAACUUUAAAAGGGCUAUGGGGCCAGGCGCGGUGAUUCACGCCUGUAAUCCCAGCACCAAGGCGGGCGGAUCACUUGAAGCUAGGAGUUCGAGAUCAGCCUGGCCAACAUGGUGAAACACCGUCUCUACUAAAAGUACAAAAAUUAGCCAAGCGUGGUGGCGGGCGCCUGUAGUCCCAUCUACUCGGGAGACUGAGGCACAACAAUCGCUGGAACCCGGGGGACGGAGGUUGCAGUGAGCCGAAGUCGUGCCACUGCACUUCAGCCUGGGCGACAGAGCGAGACUGUCUCAAAUAAAAAGGGCUAUGGGUUGAGCCUGGUGACAGGCUGUGUGGUGAUGGCUCGGCCCCUAACUUUCUAUGUUUGGCCUUGGACCUUCUCUACCUCUGUACAACGAUCGUGUUGGACUAGAAGAAUCUCAGCGAAUCCUUCUCCAGUACUGACUUCAAAGGUUCUCAGAAUCGCAGCGAAAGCACCCUACGCAAAAUAGCGGAGGUCGGCGCCAAGAAAAGCACUGCAGGUUCAGGGCGCAUGCGCAUUUCCGCUCCUUGCCGGUUUUCCGGACCUCUACGAGUGGCUGCCCCACAAAAUGCCUGCUUCUCUGCGGAAUCCUACUGUUCUUCACAUGCUCUCUAAUACCAUCUUUUCAUAUGCACUUUCUCUUCCAUGUUGAAAAAUUAAAUUGACAGACUAGACUCUGCAAAGAUCUUUGGACAUUUAAGUAUCUUCGACCGGCGCGAAAAGAGGCGGCCUGACCUUGGAAGUGGGACGGGGUCCUGCAGCGGGUCCUUCCGGCGGGUGACAUUCAGCCGGCGGUUCGGGGCGACGGACUCUCCAUCCCAGAACCAUGGCCCAAUUUGUCCGUAACCUUGUGGAGAAGACCCCGGCGCUGGUGAACGCUGCUGUGACUUACUCGAAGCCUCGAUUGGCCACAUUUUGGUACUACGCCAAGGUUGAGCUGGUUCCUCCCACCCCUGCUGAGAUCCCUAGAGCUAUUCAGAGCCUGAAAAAAAUAGUCAAUAGUGCUCAGACUGGUAGCUUCAAACAGCUCACAGUUAAGGAAGCUGUGCUGAAUGGUUUGGUGGCCACUGAGGUGUUGAUGUGGUUUUAUGUCGGAGAGAUUAUAGGCAAGCGUGGCAUCAUUGGCUAUGAUGUUUGAAGACCAAUCUUUAACAUCUGAUUAUAUUUGAUUUAUUAUUUGAGUGUUGUUGGACCAUGUGUGAUCAGACUGCUAUCUGAAUAAAAUAAGAUUUGUCAAAA
This is a messenger RNA of Gorilla gorilla gorilla (western lowland gorilla), 5515 nucleotides long. RefSeq names its product ATP synthase membrane subunit g (gene ATP5MG). The record is from RefSeq and is a predicted model, not a curated record. The transcript has 3 exons. Bases 5103 to 5414 code for a protein of 103 amino acids. Gene Ontology annotation, biological process: proton motive force-driven ATP synthesis. Lineage: Eukaryota; Metazoa; Chordata; Mammalia; Primates; Hominidae. Gene Ontology annotation, molecular function: proton transmembrane transporter activity.